AUGCCAUCUGAUGAGAUCGACAUCGGAAAUAAUGUCAAAUUGAAAGUGUUACGCAUCAAUCAUCUUUGCGUUGGUGACAGCCUGGAGAAUAAAAAAUACCAGAACGUGGAAGUUCUGGACCACGCCUCUGAUGUCUCCUACGAUGACAUUCGCUCCCUGUCAAAAGAGCGUCUAAAGGAUACUCUCGUCCAUUACGUGGAACCACCUGCUUCCGACAAUCUCUCGAAGCCUGUUAUCUUGGAGUCUAUCACGCCUAGGCACCGCAAACGGAAGAUGCGUCCAGCCAGUGAGAAGGUGGUGGAUGAAGAGGACGAGGAGGAUGAGCAUGACGGCGAUGAGGAGGAUACACCCGAUGAGGAUGACAGUGCGUUUAUUUCUCAAGACGAUGAAGACCCCGGGGAAUAA
This is a messenger RNA of Talaromyces rugulosus, 405 nucleotides long. RefSeq lists its product as uncharacterized. Lineage: Eukaryota; Fungi; Ascomycota; Eurotiomycetes; Eurotiales; Trichocomaceae. The transcript has 3 exons. Bases 1 to 405 code for a protein of 134 amino acids. The record is from RefSeq and is a predicted model, not a curated record.